This is a messenger RNA of Onychostoma macrolepis, 748 nucleotides long. It is a transcript of the gene mrps12, whose product is annotated as mitochondrial ribosomal protein S12. Gene Ontology annotation, molecular function: structural constituent of ribosome. Gene Ontology annotation, biological process: translation. Bases 177 to 608 code for a protein of 143 amino acids. The transcript is spliced from 3 exons. Lineage: Eukaryota; Metazoa; Chordata; Actinopteri; Cypriniformes; Cyprinidae. Gene Ontology annotation, cellular component: ribosome; small ribosomal subunit. The record is from RefSeq and is a predicted model, not a curated record.
UCGGGUUCAAUGCAUUUUCAAUAUGGCGACGUGCAUGUUGGUAACAUAACAGUGAGGGUGGAAGAAUUCGUCCUUUUUUCCUUGGACUGAAAACUAAAGGCAGCACUUAAGAAACGUCUUAAGAAUCGUUUGUUUUAACAUAACGUACAUACAGUUGUUCGUACAGAUGAAUUAAAAUGGCUUUUCUUGGAAGUCUUAAACCAAUGCUGUCGUCUGUUUUGCAGGCGUCGCACUCUGUACCUUUCUGGUCUGGACCUGUGUUCUCCAGGACCAUGGCCACUCUCAAUCAAAUGCACCGUAAGGGCAGACCUCCCCCACCUCGUCCAAAAAUCAGUGCCACUUAUGGGCAUCCACAGCUCAAAGCAGUAGUUCUGAAGACCAUGAUCAGGAAACCCAAGAAACCCAACUCAGCCAACCGCAAGUGUGCACAAGUACGUCUGUCCAAUGGUCAAGAAGCUGUCGCGUACAUCCCUGGGGAAGGACACAACCUCCAGGAGCACAAUGUGGUGCUGAUACAAGGAGGGAGAACACAGGACUUACCAGGGGUCAAAAUCACUGUGGUCAGGGGCAAAUAUGACUGUGCACAUGUCGUGAAGAAGAAACAGUAAUUACUAGAACUGCGUAUAACUGCAUAUAUGACUGUAAUAACUUGGAUGCCAACAAAUAAACUUGGUCUGAAAUGUAAAUAAUGAUGGUCAAGCUUAAUUCAUACAGAUAUUCCGAUCCAACAGUGAUCUGAUCCUGCAGU